AUGAAUGGGUUAAGCUUUGGAGAACUGUGCUGCCUGUUUUGUUGCCCCCCGUUGCCGGGACGUAUUGCUGCCAAACUUGCCUUUCUACCACCGGAACCGACGUACAACCUGACGCCGAUCGAUGAGUCGAAGGCGAAAUAUUUGCUCAGCUUCAACGAGCGGGCCGAGUGGCCAUACUCGGAGCGCGAAAAGGAAAACGUCGAAGGGUUCUUCACGCGCACAUCACGCGGCAACAAGCUGUCCUGCAUCUACGUCAAGUGUACACCGACCGCAAAAUACACGCUGCUGUUCUCCCACGGGAAUGCGGUCGAUCUUGGACAGAUGAGUAGCUUCUACCUUGGGCUCGGUUUGCGUAUCAACUGUAACAUCUUCAGCUAUGAUUACUCUGGCUACGGUAUGAGCGGUGGCAAACCGUCGGAAAAGAACUUGUACGCUGAUAUCGAUGCGGCGUGGCAUUCGCUACGUACCCGGUUUGGAGUUAGUCCGGAAAAUAUCAUACUGUACGGGCAGAGCAUCGGUACGGUGCCGACUGUUGAUCUGGCGGCACGCUACGAAGUUGGAGCUGUGAUUCUGCACUCUCCCCUGAUGUCGGGGAUGAGGGUAGCCUUUCCAAACACGAAGCGAACGUGGUUUUUCGAUGUGUUUCCAAGUAUCGAUAAGGUGUCGAAGAUAUCAUCACCGGUGCUGGUGAUACAUGGCACGGAGGAUGAGGUUAUAGAUUUUUCACACGGGCUAAGCAUCUACGAAAAGUGCCCAAAAGCCGUAGAACCGCUGUGGGUAGAGGGUGCUGGGCACAAUGAUGUGGAGCUGUACAAUCAAUAUCUGGACCGGCUCAAGAAGUUUAUCGCGGUAGAGCUGGGCAACUGA
This is a messenger RNA of Anopheles marshallii, 867 nucleotides long. Its product is annotated as alpha/beta hydrolase domain-containing protein 17B. Gene Ontology annotation, biological process: protein depalmitoylation. Gene Ontology annotation, cellular component: plasma membrane; endosome membrane. The record is from RefSeq and is a predicted model, not a curated record. Bases 1 to 867 code for a protein of 288 amino acids. Gene Ontology annotation, molecular function: palmitoyl-(protein) hydrolase activity. The transcript is spliced from 4 exons. Lineage: Eukaryota; Metazoa; Arthropoda; Insecta; Diptera; Culicidae.